GACCUGGCGCCAGUCCUGUUACUGUUUCUCGGGUCACUUUCGGUUCCUGUGGAAAAGCGCCUCUCUGGGUGAGUCCAGACCUGGGACCGAGCUGGUUCCGGUCCGUUUGCCCCUCCCUGUGUGCGUGGUGCCGUGUGCAGUUCGUGUGCGUGUGACGCAGAGGACGGCAGCAGACUAACGGGCUCGGUUCUGCUCUCAGCUGUUGUCGUGACGAUGAGCAGUAAUGAGUGUUUUGGCUGCGGACGCAGUGGUCACUGGGUGAAGAACUGUCCCAACACCAGCCGGGGGCGGAGUAAAGGUCGUGGCAGAGGCAAAGAUCUGUUCUGUUACCGCUGUGGGGAACCCGGACACCUCGCCAGGGACUGUGAGCGCACCGAUGACGCCUGUUAUAACUGCGGCAGAGGUGGUCACAUCUCCAAAGAGUGCAAGGAGCCCAAGAAGGAGCGCGAGCAGCUGUGCUACAACUGCGGGAAAGCAGGUCACAUGGCACGGGACUGCAACCACACCCAGGGCCAGAAAUGUUACUCGUGCGGCGGCUUUGGUCACACGGCGAGGGACUGCAACCACAGCCAGGGCCAGAAGUGCUAUUCCUGUGGCGGCUUCGGACACAUCCAGAAGUGCUGCGAGAAAGUCAAAUGCUACAGGUGUGGGGAGAUCGGACACGUGGCAGUGCACUGCAGCAAGACGUCAGAGUUGAACUGCUACAACUGCGGGAAGUCAGGUCAUCUCGCCAAGGAGUGCAUCAAAGCCACAGCCUAGCCGCCGCUCAGCGAGCCCACCCCUCUGUCAUCAGUUCUAUCUUUCUCUUUCUUAUUACCUAUGAACCUCCUUUUUGCAUUGGUCCAGAGGCGUGUCAAUCAGCCCAGGACCAGCCAUUGAGAGCGGACUGAGGAGGAAAUGGGGCGGACUCUAACAAACAAAAGUUGACUUUGUUCUACAUUUCUUAAACAAAAAGGAAUUUGUGUUUUUAGGUUGGUAGCGUUGAUGUCACGAUGCUUUGCUUAGAAAUUCUUCUGUCCAGCCCAUUGGCUGAGAGACUCAGACAAGUUACGCCCCUCCCCCCAGCCCAGAAGUGGGUGGGAUCAUAAAGGGGACAAAAUGAAUGAGGGAAGUUUCUAUUGUCUGGACAGGCAGUGAAAGAAAUGUGAUUGGCAGCAAACAGCCAGUCAGCUCACAGACACGGUCACUUCAUUGCCACAUUGGUUAAUGAAUGAGCCAAUAGGAGCAGGUCCCAGUUUAAUGGUGCGUUCUGGACGAGGCAACGCACGCAAGGCGAGUAAUAGUAAUUCUAAUAAACACAUUUUAAAAAGGUAAAAUUUUACUGCUCAAAAAUCCAAAUGUUAUUUUUGUACAAUAUAUCACUUAGAGCUGCUGUAAUAAUGUCAUUUGGUUGUAUGCAGACUGUACGUUAAAGCUGACAAUAAAGACACCCGGGACGAUGAGGACGCGACCCAGA
Molecule: messenger RNA, 1456 nt
Organism: Thalassophryne amazonica
Lineage: Eukaryota; Metazoa; Chordata; Actinopteri; Batrachoidiformes; Batrachoididae
Product: cellular nucleic acid-binding protein-like
Exons: 5
Coding region: 214-759 (181 amino acids)
Biological process (GO): positive regulation of cytoplasmic translation
Cellular component (GO): cytoplasm
Molecular function (GO): mRNA binding; single-stranded RNA binding; translation regulator activity
Source: RefSeq, a predicted model, not a curated record